UGUACUCUUUUCCCAACAGAUGCACCUCGGUUUGUGGAGAAUUGGUGUGCCCCCCUUGCACUCGGAAGUGUGCGAGGCGUUGCAUACAUAGAGCCUGCAACAAACUGUGUGUUGCAGAGUGUGAUCCAUGCCAGAAACCAUGCCAGUGGUCCUGUGGGCACCACAGAUGCCAGAGCAAGUGCAGUGCCCCCUGUGGGAAGGGCCCCUGCAGUCAGCCGUGCCAGAAGAAGCUCGCCUGUGGCCACGCGUGCGCCGGCUUCUGUGGCGACGCCUGCCCUCCUCUUUGCCCCGAGUGUCACAAGAAGAGGCUGCGGGAGGCCUUUCUGGGGCGCCCUUGGGGCAAGGGGCGCGGGCGAUUCGUCCUCCUGGAAGACUGCGGCCACACAAUCGAUUCUAAAACCAUGGAGAAACACCUUGGAAAACACAAGAACGAGAUCGGGAGUCUGAAUUGUCCGAAAUGCGACCACCCAAUCUUCCACCUCCGCCGUUUCAAGCACGUGAUUCAGGAGGCGCACGAGCGGGUCAAUCAUGUCUUAUAUGUAUACUACAUAUCGAUGCCCUUUAUAGAGCUAAGGGGAUGGAAUCAGUUCAACGAAGAAAUCGCCAUGACGACUCAGAAAUAUAAGCAAGCCAGUAAGAAACUCCAAAACGGUUGGGCGAACCAAUCCAGGACCCUAGUGGAGUUCGGCGAUUUCCUGCUUCGUGGAGCUGCCAAGUUCUUGAAGAUAUGGCGAGUGGUGAAGACUUGCAGCCGAAGUCCGUCCGUGCCUGCUAUAGAGGCCAAGGUGAUGGUCUCCUUGUUUGCAAUAUUGGCGCGCGUUCUCUGCCCUUCAAAUGUCAUCACCCAUCAGCUGGUGGAGGAGGUGCAGAGGGAGUUGCACAGGCUGGAGAAUUACUUGUACCACAGUGUAAUGGAGCAUAAAGGAACAGGUACAGGGAUAAAUGAGGCGGGACCAGGAACUAGGGGAGUAGGAGGAGGGACAGGAACAAUAAGAGGAACAAGAACAAGAAUAAAGGGAGCAGGAACAGAUACGGGAGCGCGAACAAAGGAAGCAGGAACAGGAACAAGAACAGAAAAAGGAACAAAUGAAGGAGGAACAACAUCCGCUCUCCGUGAACUCGCCCGCCUCCUCGACUCGGGAGUGAAGCUCGACAAGGACGCUCAGCUUCGGCUCAGGGAAUUCAUGCAAGGCAAAGGGAAGGCCGAUGUUGAUGUGAGUUUUUCCACGUGGGAAAGGUUCCAGCCUCGAUUUACCUUGAGCGUGUCUCGAGGAAGUUGGUUCCCAUGCCCCCAGGGACACGUUUACUAUUGGGUAGGGGGCGCCGGCGACAGGGGCGAGGGCAAGUGUCCCUUCUGCGAUCCCCUCGGAGCAGCAUUGCACGUUGAUGGCCAAUAAGAGUAUUAUUAUUUAUGUAACAAUGACUAAUAGGUAUUGUUAUAACUGCAACUAAAAGUGGGCAAAGAGGUAGGGAUUACACUUGUUUUUUUUUCAAAUGCUUUUAUCAUGCUUGCCUUUUUUUGUAAAAAGCUACACUACACGGAAGUCAAAGACAAACAUGUUUUUAGUUAGCUUGAUAAGCAAAAGUUACACUGGCAAAACUGUUUGCAUCUUGUGUGUCUAUAACGCAUGUACACGCCUGCAGCAAAUACAAUAUUUUUUUUUGCGGUGAUCACUGUCCGUAAUUAAAGGUAGAAGGCUAAAUUAUGAUUUAAUUGGAGAAGGAGAUGUUAUUCUUUAUGUAUGUCAGUUUUAUCUUAAAAUGUCCUUAUCAUCUAUAAGUAAUUAUUAUAAUCAUUUCAUAAAGGAAUAAACAAAAUUACAAAAUUUCUAAAUUUCUUUAUA
Penaeus chinensis is the source of this 1844-nucleotide messenger RNA. RefSeq lists its product as uncharacterized. The record is from RefSeq and is a predicted model, not a curated record. Lineage: Eukaryota; Metazoa; Arthropoda; Malacostraca; Decapoda; Penaeidae. The transcript has 4 exons. The coding region runs from base 402 to 1397 and encodes 331 amino acids.